Messenger RNA from Sus scrofa (pig), 2516 nucleotides. RefSeq names its product complement C5a receptor 1 (gene C5AR1). Gene Ontology annotation, cellular component: plasma membrane. Gene Ontology annotation, molecular function: G protein-coupled receptor activity; complement component C5a receptor activity. NCBI's taxonomy places the organism in Eukaryota, Metazoa, Chordata, Mammalia, Artiodactyla, Suidae. The record is from RefSeq and is marked validated. Gene Ontology annotation, biological process: chemotaxis; positive regulation of cytosolic calcium ion concentration; complement receptor mediated signaling pathway.
ACCUCUGAUCAGCGAGUGGAGAACCUCGGAGGGACCAGAAUAUGGACCCCAUGGUUGAUAACACCACUGAUUACUACAAUUAUGGCUGGACCCUGCUCCCUGGCCAACCGGUGGAUGCCUCUUCCAGAACCCUCAAGCUGCACGCUCCCGACGUGAUUGCCCUGGUGAUCUUUGUCAUUGUCUUCCUGGUGGGAGUGCCGGGCAAUGCCCUGGUGGUCUGGGUGACGGGAUCCGAGGCCAAGCGGACCAUCAACGCCAUCUGGUUUCUCAACCUGGCGGUGGCUGACCUCCUCUCCUGCCUGGCGCUGCCCAUCUUGUUUGCAUCCAUCUUGCAGCACAACCACUGGUCCUUCGGGGACGCCGCCUGCCGAAUCCUGCCCUCGCUCAUCCUGCUCAACAUGUACGCCAGCAUCUUGCUCCUGGCUACCAUCAGCGCCGACCGCUUCCUGCUGGUGUUUAACCCCGUUUGGUGCCAGAACUUCCGAAGGGCCCACCUGGCCUGGAUGGCCUGUGGCAUGGCCUGGGGCCUGGCUCUGCUGCUGACCAUACCUUCCUUCCUGUUCCGAACGGCUCGCCAGGAGUACUUCCCGCCCAAGACGAUGUGCGUCGUGGACUAUGGUCGAGACGGUUUCUACAUAGAGAGGGUGGUGGCCCUCAUCCGGCUGAUCGUGGGCUUCCUGGGGCCGCUGGUCACCCUCUCCAUCUGUUACACCUUCCUCCUGAUCCGCACGUGGAGCCGCAGUGCCACGCGCUCCACCAAGACGCUCGAGGUGGUGGCGGCAGUGGUGGGCAGCUUCUUCAUCUUCUGGCUGCCCUACCAGGUGACCGGGGUGAUGCUGGCCUUCUUCCACAGGCAGCUGGACAUCUUCAAGUUCGUGUCCAGUUUGGAUGCCCUGUGUGUCUCCAUUGCUUACGUCAACUGCUGCAUCAACCCCAUCAUCUACAUGGUCGCUGCCCAGGGCUUCCACGCCCGGUUCCUCAAGACCCUUCCUUCCAGGCUCCGGAAAGUAUUGACCGAGGAGUCGGUGGGCAGGGAGAGCAAGUCCAUCACGCUCUCCACGGGGGACACCCCAGCCACGAAGAGCCACGCGGUGUAAGAGCGGCUUCCCAGGCCACCGUCGUCCCGGUGUGCCAGCAAACGUCUGGUCCAUUCACUUUCUGCGCAUCCGGACUCAGCCCUCGGCAAGGUGGCGGUGUCCAGGUGACCUGGGCUCCCGUCUUUCUGUCUUUCCCGGACUUGUCCUUCCUCUUCCAGGUAAACGCCUCUCCUCAUUCUUCAUGUCCAAGGUGAACACGUCCUUACAGGGACACUCAACCUUUCUUUCCACCCAAGGACUUUGGAAAACAAACAGCCACCAAUAUACCUGGAGUCUUCCCCCAGAGUAACACAGGCGUUGAGAAGAGACUGUAUUUUACGUUCCUACGCAGCAUAGACUAUGUUAGAUACGUAGCAUCUGGACCCACAGACACAUUCUAACCUUUAAAAAAUAGUUCUGUAUUUAUUUUAUGAAGAGUUGGCCCCACAUUUGAACAGGCAUCUCCAAAGCUAUUCUUGUUUAGGACAAAGCAAAAAUCCAUGCCCCUAUCUUGGCUAUGGUCAGUGAGUGGAUUUAAAGAAGCGUUUUAAAAAAAAAAGGAGUUCCUGCUGUGGUGCAGUGGGCUAAGAAUCCGACUGCAGCAGCUUGGGUCGCUGCAGUGGUGCUGGUUCGAUCCCUGGUCUGGAGCAGUGGGUUAAGGAUCUGGCGUUGCUGCAGCUGUGGCGGAGGUGGUAGCUGCCGCUCGGAUUCCAUUCCUGGCUGGGGAACUUCCAUAUGCUGAGGGUGUGGCUAUUUAAAAAAGAAGAAGAAGAAGAAGAAGAAGAAGAGUGAGUUAGUACCUUACUUAACUGGGUUUUUAAGAAAGUAUUAAGUAAAAAGCUGUUAUGUGGUUACGGCUGAAAAGCACGCCUUGAGGAAGGGACCUGGACUUUGGAAACGCUGGCUGGGUUCCUCCAGGAAGUGGGCUGUUCCCUGUUAUCCUUUGUCAUUUGCUGUUUGCUUUGCCUCUAAAACAAAAUGAGACGUUUUAUCUUGACCUCAUUUAGAUGCUCACGCAAUUGUAGGUAAUAAUACAGAGGGAUCCCGCAAACCUUUGACCUAGUUCCUGCCAUAGGAACAUCUUGCAAAAUGACAUUACGAUAUUACGGCUAAGAUGUUGACAUGACUAUGGUCAAGGUGCAGGCCAUUUUCAUCACGGCCCGGAUCCCUCGUCACAUCCUUUCCUAGCCUGCCCCACACCCCGCUACCCUCCCCGGCCUUGUCCUGAACUCCUGGCUACCACGGAUUCGCUCUCCGUCUCUGUAAUGUGGCCCUUUCAAGAAUGUUCUGUGUAAAUCCACUAUGAUACUGUGUAAAAAGAAGGAUGCCCAAUCAAGGGACUCUAUACAGCCCGUAACCUUUCGACUUUUAAGAAACCGAGUAAGCCCUGCUUGAAAAGUGAAACUAAAAAAUAAUAAAUGUUGAAAUGUUGUGUCAUUU